AUGAACAAUCGUUUGCUCAACGAAGGUGCUGACGGCACGUAUGCGCUAAGUCUGGACAACGACAUGAAGCCGCAUCCGAAGUUUUUGCUUGCGGUGCUGUCGUUGGUCUUCUUGGAAGGCGAGGCCAUCGACGGUGGACGACGCCAGUACAGAAACGAUAUUUCGCGGACCCAAGUGGCUUUCGUGCAGACUAUUCAGUACUUUGAGAGCAUGCCCCAGUUACGGUGCGGUACUCAGACUAAUGAUGCGUUCACGAGUAAUGUGGUCCACACUUCUGGUUGGGACCCGGUAUGCCUAAGCACGGAUUUCGAGGGAGAUGCCAAUGACCGUAUUUUGAUUGUGCGAAGAAGGAGACACAGGAUGCGAUGCAUGUCGAGUGCAGGUGACGAGAAGCGGUGGUGUGGGUUAUCUGGGGUCGAGCCCGUCAUUGCGGUGGAGGUGGAAGUAAUUAGAGAGUUCCAAGGUACGGCCAUUGCCGAGGUGAACCGUCGUCGCGGUCUCAUUAACAGCAGCGAUGCCGAUGACAUGCACACGGUCAUUAAGUGCGACGUACCCCUGCAAAACAUGUUUGGUUUCUCGACGGAUUUGCGGUCAUCCACUCAGGGCAAGGGCAAGUUCACGAUGGAGUGCAAGACACAUGGCAUUGUCAUGCGUGACAUGCAGGAGAAGCUGAUGAGCGAGCACAAAAGGCGCAAGCGGCCAAGAACAAGUAGAUGUCCGGGUGCUUGGAUUUUGCUCGCUACGACACGUGCAUAG
Molecule: messenger RNA, 756 nt
Organism: Hyaloperonospora brassicae
Lineage: Eukaryota; Oomycota; Peronosporomycetes; Peronosporales; Peronosporaceae
Source: the annotation of a GenBank genome assembly